Capsella rubella is the source of this 2027-nucleotide messenger RNA. RefSeq lists its product as uncharacterized. Lineage: Eukaryota; Viridiplantae; Streptophyta; Magnoliopsida; Brassicales; Brassicaceae. The transcript is spliced from 3 exons. The coding region runs from base 360 to 1844 and encodes 494 amino acids. The record is from RefSeq and is a predicted model, not a curated record.
CUGAGAUUUUGAGAGAGUAGUCUCCUCUCUCUCUCUCUCUCUCUCUCUUUUGCUCCUCAUGAUCCGAUUUUUAUAUAUUUAAUUUUUCUCGAAAUUUAUAUGUGAUAAUUACAGAUACACGUUAUAUGUGUGUAUAUUGAUGGAGACAACAACCAUUGGAAUCUGACCCAUGGAUCUCCUCAUUUCUUCUUGAGAUAUUUUUCUCCUUAUUUUUUAUCUCCUGUGCGUUCUCGUCUCCGUCCCAGAUCUGUUCCUCAAUCUCUCCAUUGGUAAAGAUUCAAGCUUUAUCUGUUUUUUCUCUCUCUCUGGGGACGGGACGUAGCAAUUUGAAUAAAAGAGUUAGACCAGACGAAACUGCCAUGUAUUUCUUCGGGUUGUCCAAAGAAGAAGUGCUGUCACAGACGCAUGUUGGAUCAUAUAAAGAGACUAGCAAGCAGAAUCCAAUCAGCAUGGUCACUCUAUUUGGGAGACAGGUGUAUCAAGUGAAAAGUGACAGCUCCAUGUCCAGUGAUGGAUAUAAGAGAUUAAAUUCCCCUAAGCUGUUAACGAAAGAUAUCGAUCUCCGGCUUCCUGCAGAUCACUAUGCGUAUAGUAACUUUCAUGAGACACUUGGUUCCGGGAAAUUUGACGGCAUUGGUGGUUCCCGAAAUACAGUAGAAUUGGGAUAUCGUUCGGGUUUAGAAGCAAGCAUUGUGAAGGAAGCAUCAGCCACAAACUGGAGUAGCAAGAGAAAUCCAAGAAUUGUUAUUGAUCUUGAAGAACCACCUCCCUCAUGGGUCUCUCAUACAGAGAAAACAGAGCAUGCUGCAGCUUCUGUUAGCUAUGUUACUAUGAGAAAUCCUGAAACAAAACCGUCCUUCUUUGAUAGGAUCAGCUCAAACAUUCUGAAGGCAGUGGAUCAGUCUCUCACUGAGGAUGUUAGUGAUAAGAUAACUAAUGAGGAGCCAAGUUUACUGGAUCUUAAUAAUGCUCCGGCUGAUGAGUCGGCUUCCGAGCCUCAUUAUUGUUUCUUACAAGAUUUGAACUGUCCAUACAUCGAAGAAGAGACAGAAACGAGCUGCGAGAAAAGUGGAAUAGAUGAUGGUCCUACCCCGCUUUCCUCUCCUCAAUGCCAAAAUGUCCAUGAAAAAGACGGCACAGCAUCUCCAGCUUCAUAUACUUCUUGCUGCACUACUGAAAACAACUUGAGGACUGAGUCAAGAAGAAGUUCUUCCCCUCGAGCAUUGGAGCCUUCUUGCCGUACCCGGCUUGAGUUUCCCGAUACAGAAGACUUACAGGAAGAGAAUGGAUGUUGUAACGAGGAGGAGGAUUCAUCUGAAGUGAUUCAAAUGGCAGCUGAAUCAUUAGUCCACAUAUCGGAGAUUUCAUACAAAAAUCAAGACUUGCAAUUAAAGUCUGUGUCAAGAACCAACAGUUCAUCUCAAGAUCAAGACUUUCAAGAUAAACCCGAGAUGGGUAAAGCAGAACCAGGAUGUUCCUGCGAUUCAUAUGAGCGACACACGUUAGGAAUAAGCGAAACCAACACUGAAGAAGACUUCUGUGUGUCAUCAAUGGCUGUAGAUGAGCUUAAUAACAUCACAAGAGAUAACAACAAAGAGAUUGGACUCAAGCUGAGAAGAGGGAGAAGAAUGAAGAACUUCCAGAAAGAGAUACUCCCAUGCUUAACGUCGCUCUCUAGACAUGAGAUCCGCGAAGACAUUAAUAUAUUGGAAGCAGUUUUGAGAUCAAAAGAGUACAAGAAGAUGCAGGGGAAGACGAAAGACAUCAAAUUCAGAGCAAACCCAAGAAACAAACGUUCAGCGCCGCAGAGGUGCGUUGGUAAAAGAAGGCGAAAAACCGAAUGAUAUCGACACCUUCCAGGUUUCUAAUUCUUUUCAUACCAAUUGCUUCAUCCUGUAAUCUUAUAACAGUGAUUUCGAUUUAUUUGUUUUUAACUUAUGACAUUGAUUUCUGAUAAGAGAAGUUCGCUAGUGAGACGAUGACAUUCAGUUUCUCAUUCUCUCUCAAAUUGUUGUUGCUUAGCCAUC